AUGCUGUCAGACAUUCUCUCGUGCGUCUACAUGGUCUAUCGCAUGGCAUUCGUCUCCGAUUAUUGUGCCAACACAUUCUACGUAUGGCAAGGGUUUCUGUUGCGGGGGCCAGUGUUGUGGGCGAUUCCAGCACUAACACUUGUACAUGCGGCCGCGUUGCUCGAACGGACAAUGGCAACAAGGUACGCGGAAACCUACGAGCGACGCGGGAAAGGCCUCGGGAUCGCGACCAUGGCUUUUAUGGUACGAAUAUUUUUGUUUCAGCUGGAUGUGGCUUACAAGGGAAAUACCCCAAGUGCGACGCUCAGAUUUUGAUGAAACUUGGCAAAAUUUAGAAUAACUUUUUAUAAAAUAUAUGCGAGAAUUCUCGAUCCCGCUUUGCAGAAACAACCGAGAUUUUUAGAUCAAAACUAUGCAAAAAUUUGAGACUUUUUGCCAAAUUUUGGCACAAAAAGUUUCGUUCCUAUUUCUACCGUAAAGGGUAAUAUUUCCACAAAAAAUCAAUUUUUUCUGCACGAAACUAGGAAACUUAUGGCCAAAAAGUGUCUCUCUCUCUGACCGGUAGUUUAGUGUACUCUCUUGGCGGCAAGGACCAUUCAACAUCCCGGCAUGCAAAGCACAAGCUAAAACUUUCAGGAAUGGAUACUUAGUCUAUGCCCGACGUGUGUGCAUAACUUAAAAAAAUCUUAACGUCGCACUUGGGGUACUUCCCCUGUUCGUAUGGCUUUGCCAUAUAGGGAAGGGGAACUUAUAAACUAACAAAAAAAGGCAAAUAAUUUUCAGUGGAUUCUCGGUACCGCAAUCAAUUACAUCGUCUUCGCGGUGGACGAUGUGUUCGAAGAGCUGCCGUAUUGCUUUGUGACAGUCCCCAAGAACCAAGAACGAAUCAGACUAAUGCUGACCGCACUACUUCCAGUGGAACUUCUCAUCACAGUCGGCGACAUUGGACUGUGGUGGGUGAAUCGGCGCGACCUGAAAACAACGUAUGUGACGGCGUCAGGGUGAAGAACUGCAAUGCAGUGUGUCUUUCAGAGUCUACAAGGCCUAUUCCUUGUCCAAGUCGUUUCAACAGUCGGAGAAUUACUUGACCAGCCGGCUGGUGAUGCCAAUUUCUUUGGCGCACUCCUCGUUUUAUUGGGUGUUUCUCACUGUGACUUCAGUUUAUCGAUCAUCGCAUGGCUAUGAUGGUGAGCCGAAGGCGUUCGUGGCGGGAGUCAUCUACGUGAACAAUGUGAGAGUUUACAUAGCGGUAAAAGGUUGUGGGAACUUCUCACGGUGAAAAUUCCCAGGAUUUUUUGCCACAAGGCAUCUUUGAGAUUUUUGGAGGGUUAGAAAUGCCUCUUUUUCAAGUUACGCUGUUCCAGAUUCUCCUCAUCGGCCUCAAUGUAUGCGUAAUCGUUUAUCUUUGCUGCCUUCGAAAAAUGGACAAUGAACGGCGGGUCCGUGAGAUUGAGCAAGGGCCGAGGAAGAAUACUGAGAUAUACUUCAAGAUGCUGAAUACUCAAAUAAAGUAAAUACGAGCAGAAUCUAAUUGGGGCUCACUCGUGGCCGGGGCUGGGCUGGGAAAAUGCGUGAAAAGGAGCAUGUAAACUAUGUGGAUUUUGCAGCCAGCUGACUGUGGCUGUCCGGUAGGGGCCACAGGGAUACAUAGUUUGCUUCCUCUACGUUGAUUGUUGGGAUCAGCAGAUUUAGCGCGAUGAUGUUCUCGGCCCUGUGGAUGAGUUGGAUUAUGUUAAAGUACUUGCGUGGCGGGGCUUCUUGACUGGCAGAGAUUCUCCAAUGUAGCCUCCACAAACGCAAUAACACUUACAUUGUUAGGGAAAAGAUAGUACCUACAGUGACGGACCCGAUCCAGUAGCAAAAAACGUACUAUUUCGCAUCUGGGAAGCAUCAAAAAUGCGGCAGAAUGCUUCCCUCACCUUAUUCUUUGUUUUGAAGGGCGCGCCCUUUCCCUCACAAAAGGAGUGGGCGCGCUUUUGAAAUCGGGGUUUUUUUCACUUGGAGAGGGAAACAUUUUGCCACAUUUUUGAUACUUCCCGGAUUCAAAAUGGUACGUUUUUUGACACUGGAUCAGGUCCCGUCACUGUUGGUUGUUGACGGCGAUAUCACCCUUGGAUUUUCAUUCUCCGGAAGGCCGCGGUGAGGACUUCUUCGCCCUCAACUUUUGUCCUAUCUUCAUAGAGCCUGGACUCGUGCCUCAUGCCUUAUGAAGUGUUUUUUAAACCUUUCCUAACGUCUUGCUCUAAAAAAUGAAACACAACCUGGAUAACUUCUAGCAUCAGUUUUUUCUAAGUUUGUGGCGUACAAAUGUCAAAACAGAACCGAGUGUUAAACAACAUUGUGGACAACUCGUACAAUUAUAUAGAUAAUCAAAUGAACCAGUUUCUUCGGCAGAGUGCGUAAUUGCGUUAUGCGAACAUUGGAAAUGAAAUUGAAAGCCCGGUAGUUUUGUAGGGCAACAUGUCGUUAAUUGUUCUGUAGAAAAACGUAUAACUUCUUUUUGAAAAACUGUUUUGCGGUGUGCGGCGCAGAGGUUCCUACUAUUUUUUUAUCUGACUUUUGCAAGGGCCAAAAAUCACCCCGGCGACUUUCGCAAGGACCGGAAUCUAUCAUUUUCUAUCUUUUGGUGCCGAAAAAUCAUAUUUAAAAGCUCUUACAGUUCCGACCUUCUUCAACGUUUGUUUAGCACGUCCCACAAAAUUGACUUCCAAAAAUUUGGAAUGAAUGCGACAGUUUUAUGCGGGGAAUCUGAAGAAUAUCGCGUGUACUUGCCCCUCAGAGCCAGUGAAGCCGUGUCGGCGGGCCUGUGCAUUCCGGCGUUUGUCAUGUUGGUCUACACGGCCGUGACAAGGAAAGAACGGGUAAUUACGUCGUCAUUGCAUUUCAAUUUCAAGGUAGGCUGAUCAAUGUUUGCAAUGCCCUUGAAAUAGUCAUUAAUUUUUUUGAUAGCAUAUCUGUCUGUCGGGAAAAUAAUGAGCACAAUUUCUCUGCUCCGAUCGUGUCGCUGAAGCAAAAAGCAAUUUUCUCGCGGAAAACUUCCCGUGUUUCGCAGCGACAAAUCAACUUCUUGGAGCGCGACGAAAUUUGAGGGUCACGAGAAAUUCCCAGGACUCUUUUCCGCGACUAUUUUGCAGCGACAAUAUUCAUUUGCUCAACUGCGAUGCGAUUUCCGAUACAACAGAGUGCCCAUUAUUUUCCGACAGAAUGAUUUUUUACCCUUGCAUUCUUUAGUUGCUCCUCUACAAUAUCUGGCUGAUUGUCGCAUGCCAAGUGCUGUCUGGUGUACUCUCUAGCUGUUACAUGCUCGUCCACUCCACCUUCUCGUCGCAACAUUGCUCUAAUCUAUUAUUCACGGUGUGGCAAUGCUUUUUAAUCCGUGGUCCCGUGCUCUGGGCUAUUCCUGCGAUAACUCUGGCGCAUGCCGCUGCGCUGCUGGAGAGGACGUUGGCCACACGAUACUCCGGCGACUACGAAAAGCGCGGAAAGAGUGUGGGGAUCAUGACGAUGAUUUCAAUGGUAAGAACAAGGUUCGAACUUAUUGUAUGUAAAUUGUUGAUAUGGAAACAAUAUUGCGAAGGGACCAGUAAUUACUUGUAUUUUUAGUGGAUUCUCGGCGCAGUCAUCGACUACAAUAUCUUUGCUGUGGACAACGUGUUCGGCAAGUUGGCGUACUGCAACGCGACCGUUCCCGAGAACCAAGGACGCGUCAGGAAAAUGCUGACUUGUCUACUUCCAAUCGAGCUUCUCAUCACAGCCGGCGACAUUGGCUUGUGGUGGAUAAAUCGCCGCGACCAAAAACAAACGCAAGCUCUGUUUGUAUCGAUACAUUGUGAUUUAGGAUUUGUUAUACGGAUUAUACGUUGUCAAAGUCGUUUCAACAGUCGGAAAAUUACUUGACCAGUCGAUUGGUGCUGCCAAUUUCUCUAGUCCACUCUUCCUUCUACAUGGUUUACUUGGCGGUGACUUCUUCAUUCCGAUCGUCGUUUGGCUACGACAGCGAUCCGAAGGCUUUUAUGGUCGGAAUCAGUUUGGUGAACGGGGUAGGAAAACCGUUUCAAAGAGGCGUGGCUUUCGAGCGUAGGAACUUUACACGAUCCAUAAAAAGAUCGUGUCUAUUUACUAUCGGUCUGUCGGGAAAAUAACGGCGGGUUGUCGCGCUUUGGAAUCGCCCAUCAUCGCUUUGCGACUGUAAGCCGCGGCUUGGGAUUUGGUGCGCGAUAGCGGCGAGGCGAAACAUUUUGCUGCGACGACUAGUCUAGACCCGCCGUUGUUUUCCCGACAGACUGUUGGAGAGGGCAGCAUUUUGCCACAUUUUUGAUACUUCCCGGAUGCAUAAAUGGGAAGUUUUUUCCACUGCAUCAUCUCUCAUUGUAGUAUCAGGAUUAUUUAGAGCUGAUUGGACAGUUUUUCUCCUCAGGCACUCAGUUUCGCUAGCCCUGAGUUUGAAGAUCUUGCCUGUUUUUAGCUCUUGAAUGUAACUUUUUUCAAAUGAGAUGACCGUCGUUCAGAUUCUAACAAUUGGCCUGGCGAUAUGCAUCAUCACUUAUCUUUGGUGCCUCCGAAAAAUGGAAAACGAUCGUCGACUACGUGAACUCGAACAUGGAUCAAAGAAGAACACCGAGAUCUACUUCAAGAUGUUGAAUUCUCAAAUAAAAUAA
Messenger RNA from Bursaphelenchus xylophilus (pine wood nematode), 4658 nucleotides. NCBI's taxonomy places the organism in Eukaryota, Metazoa, Nematoda, Chromadorea, Rhabditida, Aphelenchoididae. The record is from the annotation of a GenBank genome assembly.